AUGGCAACGCCGUCGCACUCGCACGGGCUCCUGCUCGCGCCCCUUCGGACGCCCCUGCUCGCCCUUCCGCUCUUGUCGCUCAUCCUCCUCCUCACGCUGCACCUCCCGCCGCGCCACCACCCGGCCCCUCCGGGCCCCCUCAUCCUCCCCACGCCCCUCCGCACCACCGCCACCACCGCCACCACCGCCGCCGCCGCCGCCGCCCAGCCUAAGCCCAAGGCCGACCCCUCCUCCUCGUCGUCGCCCUCGCCGACGACGCUCUCGCACGUGGUGUUCGGGGUGGCCUCCUCCCGCCGCACGCUGCCGCUGCGCCUCCCGCUCCUCCGCCUCUGGCUCCGCCUGCCCGCGCGCGCCUUCCUCUUCCUCGACGCGCCGCCCCGCGCCGCCUCCGUCCCGGCGAACCUCCACCUCCGCGUCUCCCGCGACGCCUCCCGCUUCCCCUACUCCUACCGGAAGGGCCUCCCCUCCGCGGUCCGCGUCGCGCGUAUCGCCAAGGAGCUCCUCCUCGAGCUCCGCCAGCAGCAGCAGCACCAGUCGCCGCCGCCGAGGUGGCUCGUGCUCGCCGACGACGACACCGCCUUCGUCCUCCCCAACCUCCUCCACACCCUCUCCAAGUACGACUGGCACGAGCCAUGGUACCUCGGCGCGCCUUCCGAGUCCGCCGCGCAGAACGUCUGGCACGGCUUCAACAUGGCCUAUGGCGGCGGCGGCAUCGCCAUCAGCUGGCCCCUCGCAGCGCGCCUGGCCCGCGUGCUCGACUCCUGCAUCAUCAGGUACCCCCACCUCUACGGCAGCGACUCCAGGAUCUACGCCUGCCUCGCCGAGCUCGGCGUCGAGCUCACCCACGAGCCAGGAUUCCACCAGAUCGACCUUCAUGGGGAUAUAUCUGGAUUUCUAAGAGCACAUCCUCUUGCUCCUUUAGUGUCACUUCACCACCUUGAUCAUGUCUAUCCUCUUUACCCUGGAAUGGAUCGUGCAAAGGCGGUUGAGCAUUUGUUCCGAGCAGCUAAUGCUGACCCAGCAAGGAUCCUUCAACAAACAGUGUGCUAUGACCAUUCAAGAUCACUUACUGCUUCAGUAGCAUGGGGCUAUUCUGUUCAGGUUUUCAAAGGCAAUGUACUGCUUCCUGACAUCCUUGCUGUGCAAAAAACCUUUGUGCCAUGGAGAAGAGGUCGCAAUGUUACGGAUGUUUUUAUGUUUAGCACCAAGCAUUAUCCAAGGGACGAGUGCAAACGAGCUGCUCUUUUCUUCCUAAAAAGUAUUUCUUCCGGCGAAGGCAAGACGGAAAGCAAUUACAGCAGGCAGCUGCCCCAGAAAUGCUUGCCAAACUUGAUUCAGUUGAGGAAUAUGCAACAAAUAAAAGUGAGAUCAGAGGUACUGCAUCUGGUUCCUGGGAAGGCUUUAAGACGACACUGCUGUGACAUCGUACCUUCUUCAUCUGAAACCACCAUGGAUAUUGAUAUCAGGAAAUGCAAAGACGGUGAAUUAAUCGCAAUGCAUUCGUAG
Triticum turgidum subsp. durum (durum wheat) is the source of this 1506-nucleotide messenger RNA. Lineage: Eukaryota; Viridiplantae; Streptophyta; Magnoliopsida; Poales; Poaceae. The record is from the annotation of a GenBank genome assembly.